GCGGCAGAAAGACACGCUGGGUGAACUAGAGCACGCUGGGGCCCUAGAGUGAUUCAGCAGUAGCAGCAGCGGUGCCCUGUCGUCAGCCAUGGCUUCCUCCUUUGUCGAUUCGUUGCACCAGUUUAGUGGGUACCUCCAACGGCAUUGGAGCGGUUUGACACAGAGCGAGAAAGAAGAGUCACGGAGAGUCAUGGCGCUGUUACGUGAAACCGUCGACAACGCGCAGCCCGGGUCGGCUGCCGCGGCGAUGGAGACGACGGACGACACUGCGGCCGCGGCCGCGGCCGCAGCCGUCGACGGCGCCGCGCCGGGCGCCUCCGCUACCGACGCCGCGCCGACCGUCGAGGAAGCGCUGGCGCGGGCCGCGCCGCCGGUCGUCGCGCCGGCACGCGACGACCGCGUCGCUGAGCCGGUCGCGGCCGCGCCGCCGGCCGAGCCUUCGCCUUCGGUCGGCAGUGCGAUGGCGCUCGAUGUCGUGCGGCCGGCCGCGCCGUCGGACCUCGCGUCUGACGCCGACGAGCAGCCCUUCGCGCCGGCCGAAGACGCGGAGUCCAUAGCGGAGGACGGCGCGAUGCUAUCCGACGACGAGGCCAGCUCUUCUUCUGAUGACGACGAGCGGGCGGCCAUCAUGGCGGCCAUCAGACGAAAACCGACGCCGUGGACGGGCUUCCGAGGCGACUCCGACGAAAGUGCCGCGCCGUGCGCGGCCGACGCCCGCGGCGGGCGCACGCGCGCCGUGUUCGGCGACAUCACGAACGGUGGCGAUGGCGCCGUCGCCGCGACGGCCGAGACGCCGCGGCUCCGCGUGGCGCCGACGCCCGCGAACGUGCCGCCGACGCCCGACGACCUGCCCGACGACCUGUCGCAACUGCGGGAACUCUGCACGCAGCGGGGUGUCCCCUACAACGCCAAGGACAGCAUGAAGAGGUUAAAAGUGAGACUCGGAGGCCGGGCGGCAGCAGCUGUGAGCUCAGACAACGAGCCGCGCCCACCCCCGACACCUCCGCUGACGGCGACAGAGCGCUGGGGUGAAUCCUUGCGGCGGCAGACGCGGCGACGACCCGCCGUUGCUACUCCGUCGUUCUUCUCGAGGGGCGGCUGGACGCCGGAGCUGGACGGCGCGUUGAAAAAACUAGUAGAAGAGCACGGUGCGAAGAAGUGGGAUGCGAUCGCCGCGGCGAUGCCGCGACGCUGUGGGAAGACGGGCAAGCAGUGUCGAGAGCGGUGGGUCAAUGAGCUCGACCCUGCGAUCUCGAAGGCGCCCUUUACCGUCGACGAAGUGAGGACCAUGUUAGUGGAGCACCACAAGCGCGGCAACCGCUGGGCCGAGAUCGCGCGGAUGCUGCCCGGCCGCACGGACAACGCCGUCAAGAACCACUGGAACAAACACUUGGAAGCGCAUUUCGAGCGCGUCGUCGGGGAGGAGGUCGGCGCGGCGGCCGUCGCGUCGCGAAAGUUUGACCUGUCGGGCCAGCUCCUAGAAAAAGUGCUCAGCGCGUGCAUGUCCUCAUAUACGCCGCCGAAGCCGCGGGCGAAGCCUACGCCGCGGCGGUCCCCGACGCCGUCCGUUCGCCUCCCGGCCGAGAACGUCGACGACGACGAGUCUUCAAGCGAAGACGAGGCCGCCGUCGAGCCGAUUGAAGAUUUGUGGGUGCGGUCGCGGUCGCCGGAGUUUUACACGGCGGUCCUACGGAGCUUCGCGGCCGCGGGCGCCGCGAACACGCCCGUCGCUCCGCUGGAAAGCAUGGACGUCUGCGAGUCGCCCGGCGACGUGGCCGACCUGUCGCACGCGCUGGCGCUGUCCUCAGAGAUUGACGGGUGCGCGGCGCUGCGGGACGCGGCGGCGGCGUGCGUGCCGGCAGGCAGGGGUCGGUACGGUGGCAUCCACCUAGCGACGUGUGCGUCGGCGGAUUUGGUCGAGGUGCGGGAGGACCUCGGCUACGUCGUCGCGUUACCGGGCUUUAUUGUUCCAUGUGAUGUAGGAACGAACCGACACCCGUUGAGGGCCACGCUGUGUCGCGGACCUGUCCGGAUAGUGGACGGCAACGUUCGUGCGGCGACCGAGAUAGCGUUUGACGUGGCGCGCGUCGUGCUCUCGUUCUACGCGCCCCACGAAGGGCAACUGAGUCACAUUGCCGAUCUCCAGGAGAGGGCACGGCUCUUCGCGCUGCGGGACGCGUACGCGAAGCUGCCAGCGCUGCGGUGGAGCCGCGGCUUUACUAGAAGGAUCGCGCCGGGCCUCUCGUUAUAUCCAGGCGUCGCCGGCGCCCCCAAUCGCCUCAGAAUUAACGUCAAGGGCUGCAGUAAAGUGAUGCUCGAAGACACGCCCAAGAACCGCGAGAAGGCGUUGCGCGUCAUCGCCAAGUGCGACUCGUAUAAGCUGAAGCGCAAGGCUUUGAUGAAGGAGCGUGAAGCCGCGCUACGGGACGGCACCAAAACCAUCGAGGACCUCGCCAUAGAGGACGGCUUCUAUUACCUGGCGCCCGACGAACGGGCCCCCAUAUCGUUGGCCGAAUUGUUGGAAGAGGACGAGGGCGCCACGGACGAGGGCCCCGCGGACGCGGUCGACACGCCGGCGCCGCCGCGGCGCCACGGCGACGUAGAGACGGCGCCUACUUUGGGCGGGGCGGACGCGGACGCCGCGGGCGACGCGCCGGCGCCGUCGCGCCGCGACGCGCGGGUGGCACCGGCACCUAUCGCGUCCGACGUGCCGGUUGCGGACGCCGCGGGCGGCGCUCCGGCGCUCGCGCCUGCUCAGGCGCACCCCCUGCCCGCGCGGCCGCCGAGUCGGGCCGCGUGCCGCCGACUGGUGCGCGCGGGAAAGCCGGAUCCGUGGGUGGCCUGGGUGCGCCGGUCCCAAGAGUCCGAGGUCGAAUGUGCCGCGUCGGCGCGACGGCACGGCCUCAUGUACGCGACGUCGGCGAGAGACCAGGAGAACUACCUAAGAAUCUGCGCGACCCUCGACAAAACGGAGUCGACGCCGGCCGAGCGCUUUGAAAGGAUGCUACUCGACGAAGCGGAGGCGAUCCAGCGCUACACUCGAGGCCUCCGCCUGGCCGCGCCGCCGUCCGACUACCCGGUGCCGUGCGGACUAAGCCAGAUGGUGGGCAUGUCCCGAGCGACGCGGGACGACGUGCGCCGCGACUUCGAGGAAGCGAUGCGCCAGUUCGAGGCUUCGAACCAGGCUUUCGAGACCCUCGCGGCGAAGUACGCCGCCUUCAAGAUAGUACUGAACCGCGUCGCGCGCGCGUCCGGACUACUCCGCGGCCUCGUGGCGGCGCGCCUCGGCGCGCCGCUGAGCGACUUCGCGUGGAGUCGCCUCGACGGCUGGUUCGUGCUCGACACGUUCCUAGACUGCGGCGCCUUGAUACCGGACACUGUCGUGCUGAUGCCGGCGACUUUCGCGCGCCGCUGGAACGGUGGCGCCGACCUCGAGUCGUGGAAGCGCUACUUCCACGCGGGGCGCGUGCAGCGCGGCGCCGCGCCGAUUGCGACGGCGACGACCAUGAUGGUCGCGAGCGAGCGCGCCGGCGUCGCCGACGACUCGGACUAGUCGCUUGGCGGCGGUGCGGUGGUGCGGAUCGCGCAACCGGUCCACUGUAGUAAGAAUGUAUACUCUCUUUACUCAAUCCCCGCGCGCGCCGCCGGCCGCGCCAAGGUCAAAACUCGGGCCGCGGUUUUCGCGGCGAGGACGAUGCGAGAGGCGUCCCGAGGGGUGCCAUCACGGAUCCGGAGCUCGCGUCCGGUGCCUGUGACGAUGGCCUCAGGUGUGAAGAGCUUAGCUCUCCCAAAGCGGGCGACGUAUUUUGUAGGUCUGACUUUCGAAAUCGAGUUCGCGCGCGGAGCCGCGACCCGCGACUCGAUUCGGACGCGGUCGUGACCAUGACCCCCCGCAGGUGCGCCAACCCGAAGAACCUGUUCGUCGACUUCGACACGCCGAACUCGCACUUCAGCGACUACCGCAACAUGCUCAACAAGGCCCGCCGCUACACCGCGGGCGUCAUGGAGACCGCCGCGGCCUGGGUCCGCAAGGCGCUCAAGGCCGAGGGCAAGGUCACGGCGUGCAUCUAG
Pelagomonas calceolata is the source of this 4071-nucleotide messenger RNA. Lineage: Eukaryota; Pelagophyceae; Pelagomonadales; Pelagomonadaceae. The record is from the annotation of a GenBank genome assembly.